Molecule: messenger RNA, 9744 nt
Organism: Patella vulgata (common limpet)
Lineage: Eukaryota; Metazoa; Mollusca; Gastropoda; Patellidae
Product: protein mono-ADP-ribosyltransferase PARP15
Exons: 26
Coding region: 348-7082 (2244 amino acids)
Biological process (GO): negative regulation of gene expression
Cellular component (GO): nucleus; cytoplasm
Molecular function (GO): NAD+ poly-ADP-ribosyltransferase activity; transcription corepressor activity; RNA binding
Source: RefSeq, a predicted model, not a curated record
UAUGUUUAUGAGGAAGCUUCUAUGAAAGAAUUCGUCAUUAUGUCUGCAAGAAAAGCUGAUGUGAAAAAUUAUUGUCUGGCCGUGAGCGGCUUUCCAGAACACCCUGAAUCACCAAACUUGGUUUGUGAAGCUGUAAAAAAGGUUUUUACAUCAUCCCAUUGAAAUUUUGCCAAGAUGAAUACAGAAAAGAGUUGAUAAUAUUAUUCAACAAGCCAGUGGCAGUUGAUUCAAAGUAUCGAAAUAGAAAACUUCAUUGUAAUAUAGCAGGAACUGAUUGUGAUUUGACAUUAAAAGCAGCAGAUAUUGAGGAUAUCCCACUAGUAGAUGAAUGGUUACAUGUAAUCCAAAUGGCUGAAUCAAGAACUGCGACUCCAGGUACUUUACCUAAAGAAACAGUGGACACAUAUGUAACACAGACACCAACACAGCCACAAACCACACCACCAAGUAUAUUUGAUGAUCAUCCCAAUCAAACGAUUCAAAUUCAAAAUGAAGGAUACACUCAUCAGGAAAAACAGGGUCUGGUAGGUGAUGGGAACAAAGAAAUGUCCGAAAGCAGCAGGUUACGAAAUGAAAAUGAACAAGCACAACUUCAACAAGAGUUUGAACAAUUUUUGAUGUGGAAGAAACAGCAAGAAAGUUCACGACAUCCAAUAACGAACAAAAACUUGCAAUUUAGUGAAAUGUUCAAUACAAGUCAAAAUGUAAUGCUACGAGAAGAGACAGUUUCUGCAUCAUAUUCUAAUGCUACUACCAUGCCAUGUUUGGAUACAUUAUCUAAAAACAUACAGAAAGAGCCAUUAUCUGAACAGCAAGAGACUAAUAUUUUAGAAGUCAGCAAAUUACCAAAUGAUGUUACUCAAGAAGCUUUGUCUAUGUUCUUUGAGAAGAAAAAGUUAGCCCAAGAUGCCAAAUUGCUUGCUGUAGAUUUGAAUAAGAAAGAGAAUAAGGCUUUUUUGAAAUAUGAUAAAUCUGAUGCGGUGAAACACAUAUCUAAGAAAGAGGUUGUGCAAUUUCACGGUUCUGAUGUUUGUGUGAAACCCUUUACUGGAGAUGUGAAAAUUGAAAAAGAGAACAAAACUUUAAAAAUUACUGACUUCAAUCCUAACACAUCAGUAGAAAUGAUCGAUAUGUAUUUUGAGAGCAAGAAAAGAUCUGGAGCUUCUGCUGAAGAAGUAAAGUCUUUUAAAGAGGAUGGUUACACCCUUGUAACUUAUUCAACAAUUGAUGAUGUUAAGACUGUUCUUUCAAGAGAUCAUCUUCUGGACAGUGAGAAAUUAACUGUUCAAUAUUAUGAAGAAGAAAUUCCAGCAUUAAAAGCUAUUAAAGUAUCUGGAUUCAAAGCGUCAACAAGUUUUCAGUUGAUGGAGUUGUACUUUGAAAAUCAGAAGAAGUGUGGAGCAGAAGCAGAAAAAGUUGAACUGAGUGAAGAUAAAACAUAUUUACUUGUAACAUUUGAUACAACUGAAGAAGCUGAAUUGGUAUGUAGUAGAGAACAUAUAUUAGAUGGUUGUGAGUUAACAGUUGAAAUAUUCGACCCAUCAACACAAGAUAAUUCAACACAUGAUGAUGGUAAAAGAAUAGUUCGUGUUAGUGGAUAUAAAGAUACAACAAGUAAACAGAUGAUAGAGAUGUAUUUAGAGAGCAAGAAAAGAUUUGGUGCAGUUGCUGAAAAUAUUGAAAUAAAUGAAGAGGAAAAAUGUGCUUAUGUGACCUUAUCUACUGUUGAAGAUGCUGAAUUGGUAUGUGAAAAGGAACACACAUUAGAUAAAUGUAAAUUAACAGUUGAACUAUUUAAUCCAUUAAAUGAAAAGGAUGAAUCAGAGUCUAAUGGAACAAUUGUAAUGAUAACUGGAGUUAGUAAAAAAACAUCAGAAAACAAAAUAAAACUCUAUUUAAAUAAUAAACGUAAAUUUGGUGCAGAUCCUGUAAAUAUAGAUUUUGAUGAGGAAGAAAACUGUAUAUUUGUUACCUUGUCUUCACCAGAAGAUGCCAUAGAAGUUUGUGGUAAAGAUCAUAAGGUUGGUAAAAAUAAACUUAAGGUUGGGAUCUAUACACCACCACCAUUACAAAACAACAGAUUACUGGUUACUAACAUCAAUCAGGAUACAAAAAAAGAAACACUACAGAAUUAUCUUGAAGGAAAAUUAGAUAUUGAGAUAUUUGACAUUCUGUAUAAUGAAGAAGGAACAAAAUCGGUUAUUACUUAUAAAGAUAAGAAAACAGUAAAAGAAAUAUUAAAGAAAUUUCCAUCAGUAGGAGAGGCACUAGAAGGUAAUCACUUAAAGAUUAAAGGUGUGGCUAUAAGUAACACAGCCAAAGUCAGCAAGUUUUCAGAUGGAACAGAUGAUGAAGAUUUAACUAAUUAUUUUGAAAGCUAUGGAGAUGUGGAACGUGUUGAAAUGACUUCAAACAGUGAAUUUGCUUUGGUGCAUUUUCAAAACCCAAAAGAUCUUGAAACUGUUUGUAAGAAGUCUCAUGAGUUAGGUGGAAUUGGUAUAGAAGUUGCAGUGUAUCAACCGUGUUUAGGAAAAUCUGGUGGUAUAAAGAAUCCUAACAUCUUUGUUUUACCUAAGAAACCUGUAAAAGUCACUUUAACUGAAUGUGACAAAUAUAAGAUGAUGUUCAUCUAUGAGUCUGAAACCAAUAAACAGCAAUUCCAGUCAAAGAUGAAAGAAUACAAUACUUUGAUAGAAUGGAGUAAAGAUACAUCAGAUGUUUUUCUGUCUUGUACUGUUAGUAAAGAGAUGAAAGAUGCCAGGAAGUUAACCAAAAACUGGGCAAAAAUGUGUGAGAAACAUUUUGAAGAUUAUCUAGGCUGUCUGAAGAUAAGAGACUUUACACUAUUAAAUGAGGUUUCAGAGUUAAUUUGGAAAGAAAUCACUAUUUCGAACAAGGAUGAUAUCAAUAUCUUUAAAGGCAGUGAUUCAAGCUCAUCUAUCAUAAUUGUUGGAUGUGAUGCUCCACAGUACCAGGAAAUGGAAUCCUUUGUUCAGCAAAUAAAGCAAAGGAUUGAAGAAGAUUUUGAAAGAAAAAAACAAGAAGUCAAUGAAACCAUGAAACUGAAAUAUCCCUAUUCAGUACUUGAAAGUUUAGGUUUUCUUGACAUUGUUCGAGAAAAAUAUCAACAUCUGCAAAUAUUAGAAAAGACUUCUGAUUUAGAGAUUGAAUUAAAAGGUGUAAUUUCUGAUAUCACUGCAGCUAAAGUCACAAUUUAUGAAUUACUUCAGAAUUUUAAAAUUUCUCAACUGAGAAAAUUUUCUAAAACACAGAUUAAAAUUUUGUUCACCAAAGAUGUUCAUGAUUUUAUUAUAAAAGAAAAGUUCCAAGGUGACAAAAGCAUUGCAGUAUGGGUAAAGGAUGAGGAAAGAGAAUCAAUUGAUGUCUUUGCUAAAGAUAAAAAGAGCUUGAACUUGGCUGAAUCUAUUCUUAAUGAUGUUGUUUGCUGUAAACAUUUACCAGUAGAUAAAGAAUCUGUCAGUCUUUUAACUCAGCCAAAAUGGCAAGAUUUAAAUGAGGAUAUUAAAAACACUUACCCUGACCUGGUGAAAAUCUGCCCUAUAAGUGCUGAAGAAAUAGAAAUCACUGCUUUCUCAGAAGUCAUGCAAAUGGUAGAAGCUUCAGUUGCUCAGUUUUUUGAGGAAAAUACAACCUAUCAAAAAAUAAUACAGUAUGGAUCUGCCAAAGAUCGAUUCUUCAAGAAACAUUAUGAACAGAAAGUCCAGGAUUUGGAAUUAAAGUUGGAAUCUUGCAAAGUUACAGUUCAAAUGAAAGAUGCAAAGGGAAUUGUUAUUAAAGGAACAAAGCAAGGUAUUAUGAAAGCUCAAGAACACCUGAAAGAAUUGUACUCUAAAAUCAUCUGUAAAGAGAAAAAUAUUUACAGCUCUAGUUAUUGUAAAUUUAUUCAUACUGAAAAAGGCAAGAGUACUGUGAGCAAUAUCGAAAGGAUGUUUCGCUGUACAAUUGAAGUAGAAGAAGAAACUAUAGAAACUACCAACGGUCUUAACUGUGCCAGUUUCCAGUUGAAGAAUACACAAAUUCUAGUUGUAAAGGGUGAUAUAACAGAUUUAAAUGUAGAUGUUAUAGUCAAUGCUGCUAAUGAUCGAUUACAACAUAUAGGAGGCCUGGCUGGUCACAUUCUGCAGAAAGGCGGACAGGUUAUACAAGAUGAUUGUAAUGCACAUAUUCAAGAAAAUGGCCAGGUAUAUGAUGGGGAUUGUGUGAUGUCUGGAUCAGGGCAGCUCAAGUGUAAAAAGAUUGUUCAUGCUGUUGGACCAAGAUGGGCAGGAGGACAUUCAAAGGAAAGUAAAAUAUUAUCCACAACAAUUUUACGUACUUUGGAGUUAAUCAUGACUCAUGGUUAUUCCUCAGUAGCUCUACCAGCAAUAUCUACAGGGAUAUUUGGUUAUCCAGUGCAAAAUGCAACAGAAGUGAUUGUUAAAGCGAUAGUAUAUCAUUUUGAAAGAGUUCCUCAAUCACCUAUCAAAUUGAUUUAUUUAAUAGAUGUACAGAAAACCUCCCUCAAAUUUUUUAUUGAAGCUUUAAAAAGUGUACCAUCCAUUAUCCAGUUAAAUUCUGCAGGUGUACCACAGGAAUCUAUACCUCAUAGACGGGAACCAGCUUUUAACUAUGGUGAAAGCUUUGAGCAAGAUGAUGAAGAAUUAGUUAGAUGGAAGCCUAAUCUUGUAAAAGGAGAAAUAGCCAAGGCAGUGGUGGAUGUAAUUGUUAACUCUACUUCCAACAAACUGGAGUUACAAAAUGGAGCUGUUUCUGGCUCCAUUAAUAAAGCAGCCGGUCCAAAUCUUCAAGCAGAAUGUAAGGAAAAAUACCCUAAUGGUAUCAAUGUCGGUGAUAUUGCUGUAACUGGACCUGGUAAUCUGCGGUGUCAAAAAGUUUAUCAUACAUGUUUGAGUUCCUACAAUAAGGGUUCAGAUGGAAAGAACUUAGAAAACUUGAUCUUGAAAUGUCUCAGGAAAGCAGAAGCGGGUGGCUGCAAAUCAAUUGCAUUUCCAGCUAUUGGAACAGGCAAUUUGGGUUUUCCUCGUGAUCUUGUUGCUAGGGUGUUUUACCAAACUAUCAAUGAUUAUAAAUCACAGGGAGGAAAGUUAAGCGUUAAUAAUAUACAAAUCAUUGUUUAUCCUGGUGAUGCAGCCACUGUGAAGGAGUUCACAGAUGAAGACAAUAAUACAGGUUCAAAAACCAAACAUUUAAAAACCAAACCAAAAUUAAAAGCCACAAGUGAUCCUAGAGGUGCUGAAAGACAACCAGAAGAUAACAGUUUUUAUAUUGUAACAGAAAAAGACAUAGGGAGAGGAAUUAAAGUUGGUAAAUUUAAACUUACUGUAACCAAUGGUGAUUUAUUAGAUGUUAAUGUUCCCAUAAUUGUUAACAGUUCUAAUUCGGAUUUAAACCUUAAAAUAGGCGCUGUGUCACAGGCCAUAUUAAAAGCUGGUAAAGAAAGAAUCUUACAGGAAUGUGAUAAAGCCCGUGAUGUAAUGAAAGAAAAGGGUAUAGCUAUUACACCAGUUUCUGGGAUGAAUUGUAAAUAUGUGAUACAUGUUGAUGCUGAUAGAUUUAACUAUAACUGGAAGAAGGCCAUCACUAACUGUUUAAGAGAAGCUGAUCAGAAACAUGUAACAUCCAUAGCAUUUCCUGCACUGGGAACAGGAAAUUAUUCAACAAAAACAUCUGAUAUAGCUGAAGCCUUGGUUAAAGCCUUAAAUAAUACAACUAAUUUAACAUGUCUCCAAAAUGUUCAUGUUGUAAUUUACCAAGAAUCUAUGUUUAAUCCUUUUGUCAGUGCUAUACAAGGUGCAAUUCAGAAAAAUGGAAAGGGAUUAUGGAAUAAAAUAACAAGUUAUGUGUCUACUUCGCUUGGUUUUGGCUCAAAUGUUGACGAUGAGGAUGGCUUUGAUAUGGACUCUGAAACGAAUCAUGACUUUUCACCCAAGAAAGAAUCUGAAAUUAGAGAAAAAAUUCUGUAUUUCUAUUCGGAUGAUGCAGAGCAAAUAGGACAGGCUAUGAUGAGUCUAGAUCAAACACACAGAGAAGAUUUUCAUAAACAACGAAUUGAUUAUAAUGUAAAAUUAUCAGUAAAUAAUUUAAGGAAGAUACUGAAGAACGAAUCAGGUGGAGUUAAGAUAUCUGUUGAUGAAACAUUAAAGCGUAUUAUCAUUGAGGGACUCACCAGAGAUGUUGCAGAUGUAGCCAAUAAGGUGAAUGAAAUAAUUUUGAAUGCCGUAGAAGAAGAACGAGACGUAAAACAUGCAGACAUAUUAAAAGAUGUUAUACAGUGGAGUCGACUAGAAACUAAAGGUGCAAGACCUUACCCAGCACACAUUAACAAGAAAAUAGAAGAUUCUUUCAAUUUAAAUAAAAAAACAUUUAGUUUUGUCUACAACCAAAAUAAGAAUGUGAUCAAUUUUGAUGAUAUGGAAGUGUCUGAAGAAGGUGAACAACAAAAUCGGAAAGUAAUACGGCAAGAUAAAAUGAAAGAAGCCAAAUUAGGAAUUCCUAAACAUUGGCAGAUUGACGACAAAAGUAACUUAAAUGUUGUUACUUUGGCACCAUCUGAUUCAGAGUAUCUAAUAGUUCAGAAAAACUUUGCAGCUUCCGGACAAAUUGUGAAAAAGAUUGAGAGAAUAGAAAACCGGUCGCUUUAUGAACAGUAUGUUUCUAAAAAACGCCAAAUGGAACUAGAAUUACAAAGGCCAACAGUAGAAAAGGAUAUUCUAUGGCAUGGUACUGAUGAAAAUUCUAUAUUUAGUAUUAAUAAUUAUGGUUUUAAUAGAAGCUACUGUGGUAAAAAUGCCACAGUACAUGGACAGGGUGUUUACUUUGCUGUAAAUUCAUCAUAUUCUGUCAAUUAUGCAAGACAAAAUAGUAAAGGUGAGCGUAAAAUGUAUCAAUGUAAAGUAUUGGUUGGAGAUUAUACACCAGGAAACAGUGCUUAUAGAGUUCCGCCAAACAAACCCGGCACCACACAAGUUUAUAAUUCAUUAGUAGACAAUACUUCAAACCCUUCAAUGUAUAUUAUAUUUAAUGAUACACAAGCUUAUCCAGAAUAUCUUAUAACAUUUUGAAGUUUUAGUAUAUAUGAAGGAUUUGUUAAAAGAAGACAUGUUCCAUGCAAAAUUAAUUUUAACAUACCGUUUUUUUAAUCUUGUACUUCAACUUAUAUUUCAGUUUUAUCUGAGCUUUGUAUCUGAAAUUCUCAAAUAAUAUAGAAUGUUUUCUGUAAGCUUUUUACAUUUUACAUCUAAUUACUGUAUUACAGAGAGUUUGAAACAUUGGGUUUCAAAAUUCCUGUAUUUGUAGUUUUACCUAGAUGGUGAUAAAUGAUCAAAAUGUAUAUAAUUUAUUUGAAGAACUUGUUGUUAUAUUUUAGUGAAUAUAUUUAUAUUCUCACAAACUUAAUGUAGAAAUGGGAUUCUGCAAUUCAGAAUUAUCAGUCUUAUUAUGUUUUCAUCUUUGUCUAAUGACAUUUCUUUAUAAGCUGCAUUGUGUGUGAUUGGACGACUGGAGAUCUAAACCAGUCUAAACCGGUGAUACAGAACAUUCCUUGGAGUCAUCUCUUAUAAUAAGCCUUGUUGUCUUGAUAACCCGACUUAGUUACAUGUAAUACAAACAAUUUUAGUAUGCAAGAAAUUUAAUUUUCAGACCUAUUUGAGAAAAGUUGGAAUUUGUUGGAUACAGUAUAAUAAGCUGUAAAUUGAUAUGAUUAUGAUUUUACAUCAUGUAUAGACUGCACAUGAUUUGUUUUAUGAAUUAUAACAUUGCUUCUGAAUAUACUUCAAAUCAAAUUAUUUUAUGAAUGCCGAUUUUUCAUUAGCUGAGAGUUAAGUAAGGUCUAGAAUAUGCUAUGACAGAAAGUUAAAAUUCUAGAUUCUUAGCCAAUGAAAAGUCAGUAUGUUUUAAAUAUUUUAGUUAAAGUUUUUGUAAAUAAGGCCUUAUGGUUAUAAAAAACAUAAAAAUCAAGAAUAAAUCCAUUAGUUUUGUGAAUAAGACCUUAUGGUUAUAAAAAACAAAAAUAAUUUCAUUUACAAUACAUAUCUCCUCUUAUUUUAUUCUAGAUUCCAAUUAUACCUGCUUAUACCAAUAUAAAUAUUGAGUGUCAUCUUGAAUAUAUACUCAGAAUGUUUCUUCACCCCCAUCCCUCUCUGUUUCCUACAAAUUCCACAAAAAUGUAGCUGAUUUUAACUGUUCCUUCAUCAUGACCACAUACAAAAUAAAUGUAACAUUAAAAGUACUGGUAUCAAUUGAUAAAAAAAAUGAGGCAUGUACAAUGUGACUGCUGUAGUAUUUUGAUGUAACUGAAAUGAAAAGUUGAUACAUUGUCAUUAUAGUUCAUGUAGGACUCAAAAUAUCUAUCGUCAUUAAUACUGAUAAAUAUUUGAUAAAAAUGUAGCUACUUACCCUUUUUAUGUCACCCCUGUCAGUCAUUCACAUUGUACUGUGAACAUCUACAGACUACAUUUAUUGUCAGAUCUUUUUUCAAAUUUAUUUAUGUUAUUUAUAUUAGUGAGACGGAGAAUCCUAUUGAAUUUCUGUGCUGCUUGAGCUAUGGCCCUUGUUUCGCUUUGUACAAUCUUGUCAACACUCAAAGCACAAAGAUAUUAUCCGAUCUGUAUGCGAUUUAUGGGACAGAGAAGCCUAUUGUAAAUUGCUUUGAGUUAUUGCCCUUGUUUCAAUUUGUAGAAUCUUGUGAAGGUUGUAACAUAAAAUUGAUAUGCAUUCUUCAAAUUAGCGAAAUGAAGAAGCCUAAUUUCUAGAGUUAAAGCUCUGAAGAUUUUGAUUUUUAUUUACCCAAAAAUUCACAAUGUGACAACCUUUAUGUACUGCUCGGAUGGUUUAGCUGCUGUGGGGUUGUUUUAUUUAUACAUCAAUACACAAGAAGUUUGGCCAUAAAUAGAUAUCAACUGGUCAAGCUGAUUUCCUAAAAGUUUAUUAAUGAAUUGCCUUUAAAUGUUCUCUGUAUGUUAAAACACCUAUUUAUUAUUGGUCAACCUUCCAGUGUAUCAAAUAGAACUUCAUGAUAGCAUUCCAGUUAUUGCACGUACUCACUUUAACUAAACUUAUGAAUGCUCUAGAGAUGUUGCAGCCAAUUUAGCUUCACCCUUUUUACCUGUUAACUUUGUUAAAUCAUGUGAGUAGUCUUAACAACAAAAUUUGUCAUCCAAUCAUCUUGGAAUGAAGCAUUUUACUGAUUAGUGAACAAUGCAGCCUAUCAGAUUUUGACAAUUGUCAUUAAUUACUUCCAGAGUUAUUGUCCUUGCUCACUAUGUAGAAUUUUGAAGAAUGAUACAACUUCACAUUUAUGUUUUGAUGUUAUACAUUUUGUACAUAUAUACUUUUAUAUAUAUAUAUAACUAUGCACCAUUUUAAGUCCAGUGUUAACAGGUUAACAUAGUCUUUCAUUGGUGUAACACACUUAUUCGUAUUCAUAUUUAUUCAGUAUACAAGGCCAUUGCCCAAAGUACAAUGUAAUCAUAGAUUAUUUAAGUUACACACAAUAUAUGUACAAACAAGUUAUGUUAAUGCAAUUGAAAUAUUUAACUCUUUAUAGUUUCAUAGCAUUGUGUACAAAUUUCGCAAGGUUACUGCUGGACUUGAAUUAACCCAUUCUCUCAUAGAAUUAAAAAUUGAGUGUUUUGACAAGAUUAGUGUUUACACUAAAUUAGCUUAUAACUGUUUGCCCAAAUUUUAUAUAUCAUAUAUUUUGUAAAUAAUACUGUUUACUCACUA